UUUUUCUCCAUCCUCUUCAUCUCUUCCUAACAUCCUCUCGGACAUCCGUAUGUCCUUUCCCUUUUUUCCAUAUAGAAAAGUAUUUCUUUUUUGUCUCUUCAGUAAUAACUAGAUCAUUAUACACUCACCGCUGUGCCCCUCACCGACUUUUUGAUUCUUCCAACACUUCUAAUUACAAUUCACCAUGUUCGUCUACAAGAGAGAUGGACGCAAGGAACGCGUACAAUUUGACAAAAUUACAGCCCGUGUAUCGAGGCUCUGCUAUGGACUAGACCCCGAGCACGUUGACGCUGCUGCCAUCACACAGAAAGUCAUCUCGGGUGUCUACCAGGGAGUCACCACGGUGGAACUGGAUAACUUGGCUGCUGAGACGGCGGCGUAUAUGACUACAACACACCCAGAUUAUGCUAUUCUUGCUGCUCGGAUAGCUGUAUCCAACCUUCACAAGCAAACCAAGAAGCAGUUCUCUCUGGUCAUCUCAGACCUCUAUUACUAUGUCAACCCAAAGAAUAAUAAACCAGCACCGAUGAUUUCUAAGGAGACAUAUGAAAUAGUUAUGAAACAUGCUGAUGAGCUUAACUCCGCAAUCGUGUACGAUCGCGAUUUUAACUACAAUUUCUUCGGUUUCAAGACUCUUGAGCGUUCAUACCUGCUACGAAUCAAUGGGAAGGUGGCAGAGCGUCCCCAGCACAUGCUGAUGCGGGUUGCUGUUGGAAUACACGGCAACGAUAUUGAAAGGGCCAUUGAGACGUAUAACUUGAUGUCUCAGAAGUACUUUACCCAUGCCUCGCCGACCCUGUUCAAUGCCGGCACUCCCCAGGCUCAGCUGGCCUCAUGUUUCCUGGUCGAUAUGAAAGCAGAUAGCAUCGAAGGUAUCUAUGAUACCUUGAAGACCUGCGCGAUGAUUUCCAAAACUGCAGGCGGUAUUGGUCUCAACGUCCACCGAAUCCGUGCCACGGGCUCUUACAUUGCCGGAACCAACGGCUCUUCUAAUGGAAUCGUCCCUAUGCUCCGUGUAUUCAACAAUACUGCGAGAUACGUGGAUCAGGGUGGCAAUAAGCGGCCGGGUGCUUUUGCUAUCUACCUGGAACCUUGGCACGCUGAUGUUUUCGAAUUCUUGGAUCUCCGCAAAAACCAUGGAAAGGAGGAGGUCAGGGCUCGUGACCUUUUCUACGCUCUUUGGACCCCAGAUCUGUUUAUGAAGCGGGUUGAGGCGAACGGCGACUGGACACUUUUCUGCCCGAAUGAGGCACCUGGCCUGGCUGAUGUCUAUGGUGACGAGUUUGACGCUCUCUACGAAAAGUAUGAACAGGAAGGAAGGGGUCGUAGGACCGUCAAAGCCCAGAAGCUUUGGUAUGCUAUUCUCGAGGCGCAGACAGAAACUGGAAACCCCUUUAUGUUGUAUAAGGAUGCUUGCAACAGGAAGAGCAACCAGAAGAACCUCGGAACUAUCCGUAGCUCCAACCUCUGCACUGAGAUUGUCGAGUAUAGCGCUCCGGACGAAGUUGCAGUUUGUAACUUGGCAUCUCUUGCCCUUCCUACGUUUGUUGAUUCUGUCCGCGGUGAAUACGAUUUUGGAAAGCUGCAUGAAGUUGUGCAGGUUCUUGUCCGGAACUUGAACAAGAUUAUUGACAUUAACUACUAUCCUGUUCCCGAAGCCAAGAAGAGCAAUCUCCGCCAUCGUCCCAUUGCUCUUGGUGUCAAUGGUCUUGCUGACGCCUUCCUUGCCUUGCGUCUGCCAUUUGACUCGGCCGAAGCGAGACAGCUGAACAUUCAGAUUUUCGAAACCAUCUACCACGGUGCCUUGACUGCGUCUGUAGAACUGGCCAAGGAGUCUGGGACGUAUGAGACGUAUGAAGGCUCUCCCGUCUCCCAAGGGAUCCUCCAAUACGAUAUGUGGGACAGGAAACCCACCGACCUCUGGGAUUGGGAUUCGCUCAAGGCCAAGAUCGCAGAGCACGGCGUGCGCAACAGUUUGCUGGUGGCCCCUAUGCCGACGGCAAGCACCAGCCAGAUUCUUGGCUUCAAUGAGUGCUUCGAGCCGUACACUUCGAACAUUUAUUCUCGCCGAGUCCUUGCUGGAGAAUUCCAAGUUGUCAACCCAUGGCUUCUCAAGGACCUCGUCGACUUGGGUCUCUGGUCUGACAACAUGAAGAAUCGCAUUAUCGCGGAGGGUGGCUCUGUUCAGAACAUUCCCAAUAUUCCCGCAGACAUCAAGGCCCUCUACAAGACUGUCUGGGAGAUCUCUCAGCGAAACAUCCUGCAGAUGGCUGCAGACCGUGGUGCAUACAUUGACCAGUCUCAGUCGCUCAAUAUCCACAUGAAGGAGCCUACCAUGGGCAAGAUUACCAGCAUGCACUUUGCUGGGUGGAAGAUGGGGUUGAAGACUGGCAUGUACUAUCUCAGAACCAUGGCAGCUUCUGCACCAAUUCAAUUCACGGUGGACCAGGAGAAGCUCAAGGUCGCUGACACCAAUGUUGCCCGGUCAAUCCCCCUACGGAAGAAGGUCGGAGGCGUUGGCUCAGCGUUCAAUUCGCAUUCGGUCGGUGCCCAAAAUGGCAGCAAUGAGCUUGGAUCGCCAGACUUCCAGAGCACGAACGGUGUGAAGGCCGGGGGCAGUCCUCGCACUCUUGCCGUUGACCCCUCGUCCCCUGUUCAUCCAGAUGAGGAGCUCUCUCAGCCACGGCGUAAUGGCAACGGCACUUCUCAGGAGGAGGACGAGGAGAAGGAGAGCGAGGAGCGUGAGAAUGACAUUUAUUCUCAAAAGGUGCUCGCUUGCAGCAUCGAGAACAAGGAGGCUUGCCUCAUGUGCCAGGGUUGAUUUGGUGAUUUCCUAUUUCUGAUGAGAUUGAUGUUUUCGUUAUGUUUUUAUCGGCUGCUGCGGCCUCUGCUAAUGCAUACAAAUGGAUGGUUCUCUGUACUUGCGUGUUGGAUUUGAGCCUGUUCUUCUGUUUUGUUACAUAUGGUAGUUAGGGUAUUCAAGAAUGCUACUGGUUCUUUUGUGCAUGC
Monascus purpureus is the source of this 3009-nucleotide messenger RNA. The record is from the annotation of a GenBank genome assembly. NCBI's taxonomy places the organism in Eukaryota, Fungi, Ascomycota, Eurotiomycetes, Eurotiales, Aspergillaceae.